Molecule: messenger RNA, 5850 nt
Organism: Drosophila willistoni
Lineage: Eukaryota; Metazoa; Arthropoda; Insecta; Diptera; Drosophilidae
Product: UHRF1-binding protein 1-like
Exons: 19
Coding region: 352-4971 (1539 amino acids)
Source: RefSeq, a predicted model, not a curated record
UGUUAACUCGAAAAUAUGUCAUAAUGUUAAAAAUGAAGUGAAAAGUUUUAAGCUCAAUUAAUCGAAUUAUUUGUUUAUUUCGUUGCGUAUCCACGACGGGCUCCACUUACUACACGCUCGGUUCAAGUGAUUCUGAAAAGUGAUGAAAUAUGCUACAGCCAUAUUAGCCGGCACAGGGAGGCCGAUGGAAUAUGUAACAAAGUGAAUAACCCCCGCCCAAAAAAAAAAAAUAAAAUAAAAUCAAAAGAAAGAAAAUCAGCCAACUAGCCGCAGCCGGAGUCGCUCCGUUGUCAUUUGUUGUUUAUUUGUUUGUCGUUGUCAAUUCGCAUUCGCUAUUGCUGACGUCACAACAUGGUCUCGCUGAUAAAAAACCAAUUGCUCAAACAUCUCUCCAUCUACACCAAGAAUUUAUCAUCGGAUAAAAUCAAUUUAAGCACAUUUCGCGGUGAGGGUGAACUCUCCAAUCUUGAGCUAGAUGAACGUGUUCUUACCGAGCUACUGGAGUUACCUAGUUGGUUGCGUUUGACAUCGGCCUGGUGCAAUCAUGUAUCCUUUCGCAUUAGCUGGACUAAACUCAAGAGCGUCCCGAUAACUUUGACUUUGGAUGAAGUACGCAUAACUAUAGAAACCUGCCAACCAAACACAAGAGAUGCCGGCGGAGGAGGAGCCGGAGGAGGCGGCAACGGCUCCCCUCCGACCGCCGCCUUGCCACAAGUGCCUCAGGGUAAAUACAGCUUCAUCCACAAAGUGGUCGAUGGCAUCACCAUAGUUGUCAACACGGUGAAUGUUAACUUUGUGAGUGCCGCCUUUACCGCUUCCGUGCAAAUGUCACGAAUUCGUGUAGAAUCAAAGACACCAAAGUGGGCGAAUGCAGAUCUACGUUUAACGCGGCUUAAGGAUCCCCAGAAGGGCAUUAUAUUAAUAUUUAAGGAACUAUCCUGGCAAACAGUACGCAUUGAGGCCAGCUCAACGCAAGACACCUCAUUAACGCCAUUGCGUUUGCUAACAAAUCAUGCAAGAUGCAGAAUUACGAUAAGGAAACGUUUAUCGGAUUGCACUCUACUUGCCUCCAGAUUGGUUUUGAUUUUAGAUGAUUUAUUGUGGGUUCUCACUGAUUCCCAGUUGAAGGCAGCUUUACAUUUUGUGGAUUCGCUCUCUGGCCUAAUAAAAGCAGCCACCCAUGCCACCCAAAAGUCCAAGGCAGCACGAAAGAUGCAGACCCUACCCGAAUACAAGGCUCAGGUGGCUCAGCAACAAAAUCGCAUGUCCGAAUCGUCUUCCGCGCAUGCCAACACAACGCAACGAAUGUUCAAUGCGUUCGAUGUAAGGGAAACUUCGUAUCAUUUCUUUAGCCAGCGAAUUGAUUUGCAUUUGUGUGAUGAUGAGGGCGAUGGACGUUCCAGUUAUCCCGACUUGGACAAAGGUGGCGCUUUGCAGGUGUCCGUAACAGCUUUUCAGGUUGAUUAUUAUCCCUAUCAUUUGGCCAAAUCGGAUCGCUCACAUUGGGCAAAAUACAAGGAGGCCUCGGUGGCUCCAGCUCUGUGGUUAAAAGAAUCCCUAAAUGCCUUUCGCGAGGCGGUGCUCAAUUUAAGUCAGCCCAAUCGGUCAGCCAUGAUGCAUGCCCCCUUGGAGAGGAGUGCUCCAGCCUCUCCUAUUAUGCUUAGCGCCAGUAUGCUGAGUUCUCAGCAUCCUGCCACUGGAGCAGGGAGCAGUGGCAGCAGCACCCCAACAGCCGCAGCAGCUGCAGCAGCAAGUUCGACAGGAUCAGCUGGUUCGGCUGGCUCUACGUCGACCCACAGUCAAGUCCAACAACAGCGUAGCACAUUGGAUAAUCUGGCCAAAUUGAUGAGUUCAUGUGUGAUAUUGCGUAUUGAAGAUUUCACUUUAUAUAGGGUGACCACUUCGGGUAAAAAGCAAAUGCCCAAGGAGUUUGUAUCGGCACAACAUAAAAGGAAAAGCAAAUCCUCAGGUGACAAGGAUCGUUAUUCGUUUCCCGCCGAAAUGCCCAUUGUUCAUGCCGAGUACACGUAUUUUUAUUAUCCUGGUGAUUUCGUGUUUCCAUUGCCGCCUUCCAAGAUAUUUGUUCACGUGAAUCCUUUACAAGUUCACUUUGAUCUCAGCUCCAUACUGUGGCUUAAUUCGUUCGGCCUGAGUCUACGCGAGAGUCUGCAGCGCAGUCAAACCCAGCCGGAACAGCAGCAGCAACAGCAGCACUUGCCGGGGCCUUAUAACACACGCGGCUCCAUUGCCUCCAAUGGCUCCAAUGGCACACAGCUGAUGGUGGAUCUGGAAGAGCCCAGUCUGAUGUACAUGGAUGUCAAAGUGGAGGCGAUAAUGCCGCGUGUGGUGUUGGAAGCUGCUGUGGAUGCACCCAAUCAAAAGGAUCGACCCAAGACAAUGCAAAUACAGAUCUCUCGCUUUGCAUUGACCAACAUUCGGGAAAUGGGCAGCUCUCGAGCGGAUUUGGCUCAAGCUUUGCAUUCGCUGCAAGAAGGCUCACUGGUCUUUGGCUCUGAGUUUCCCUCCAAUGAGGGCGACAUGUGCAUUGUAACCGACCGCAUUUUGUCACAUGUGGCUGCUUCCGAUGUGAACAUGAUGUCGCCCAUGUCGCCAUUGGCCGAUAUGCAGCAGACAUUGCCUCGGUCGGCCUCAACGCAGUAUUUGAGUCGCUACGCCAUGUGGUCCGAGCCAAGAGAUGUCUGGUGCAUUAAAUUGGAUCCCAUUUGGGUGGAUUUUCUAGGCGCCCGCUCGCUGGGGCCAAACAAAUCCAUACCGUUUGUGGAUGCAGUGCCCAUAACCCUAUGGCUACAUAAGGGCUCAGGCCAGGCUCAGGUGGAUGUGAAAAAGGUCAGCCAUGACAAGGCCAGCAUGGAAAGUAUGGGCUUGCCCCCGCUACCCACAUUACCGCCCUUGCCGCGCAAUCCGUUCCUUAAUUCCGAUGAAGAUGUACGUCCACCUAAUGAAGCAGCAGCUGCAGCUGCAGCCGCCGAUGCCGUAUCUCCGCCCACCGAUCGCACAGCCGAUGUCCAUGCCAUAGCCCAUAUAUCCAAUUUGGUUAGUCUACAAAUCGAUCACUAUCAAUUGUUGUUUCUACUGCGACUGGCCGAGGAGCUUAAUGAAAUGUCCACAUUCCUUAAUUUAGAUGCCGAACGCAUAUUGCAAAAGCAAAAUGAACAGAAAUCCAUAAUAUUUGGUUGCGUUGUGCCACAAAUCGAAUUGACGCUUGUGAUGCCAUCGCCAACACCUGGUAAGGAAUCAAGUGGUGGUGAUGCUGAAAGUGUCGUACCCGAUUCAGCUAGUUUGGGUGAUGAUUUACACAUGAAUAGUGGCAACAUAACUUGGCCAACACCACCGCCAUUAGAGCAAUUGAAGAGCAAUACAUUUGGCAGUGUGGAGACUCCAUCGCCGGUAACCCAAGAUGCGCCGCCUAACUUUGAUAGCGGCAUACACAUGUCCAAUCCGAAUACGCAUGGCUAUAAUGUCCAAAUACAAAGUACACCAACAAUGGCUUCCUCGACGCCAAGUCAGUCGGGCUCCCGGCCCGAUACAGGCAUCUCGACACAGUCCCAAACGCAAUCCAUUUCAUCGGUCUCGAGGAGCGGCAAAAGUUCAGCUGGGGCCGUCGGUCGUGGCGGCACAGGAGCUGCCAGUACGGGUGGCGACACAGUUCCCAGUCUUACCAAAGAGAUCAACUCCGGACUAAUGUCCAUGAAAAAGGGCUUCUCCAGCUUUAUGACUUCCAUUGACUCGGCCAUCAAAUCCGGUACCCCCAAUGAUGAUGCCAGCGACACGUUCUCCAUGCAAAGCGACAUUAGCUCGGAUUCCGAGAACUAUGCCAUAGUUAUGGGCGAUGACAAGACUAUGGACUGCAUGGAUGUAAUGUUCCGGCUGAAUCCCUUUACCAAUGACAACAACAUGAAGGCUUCCCCCGUCGAAGUGGCCAGCGAAGUGUACGAGGAGCCGAGCAGCUAUAAAACGAAUAUGUCCUCACCAUCAGAGCCAUCGGAGGGCAGCACUUGGCGCCGUCGUGAUUUGGUUUCCAUGGCCACCUUUAGAUUGACCACGGUGGAACUAAUACGCCAACAAGAAGGACCCAAGUCCUCGGUGCGGCUACAAGUGGCCGCUGUAUCCUGUGACGAAUGUGGCGCCAUACCCUGGGAUGAGCUGCAGAUCGCACAUCAAGCGAACAAGACCAAAUUUGGUGCCCGCUGCAAGGCCUGGAACUUGGCUCCGUAUAAUCCAGAAGCUCCGCCUUGCAUACGUUUACGUUUAGAGGAAACUUUAAAUAUGCCCAAGAACAUUGAAGGUGUGAUAGAUCGGAAGCGUAUCCAGAGUUGGUUCAAUCAUCAUGCUGAAAUACGUGUAAAGGACAUCAAUUUGGAUCUCUCAAUGAGCACAGUGAUUGGUCUAGGCGAUUUGGCCGAAGACGAAAUUAUUUCACCACCACUGCCGGUCACGAUUAAUCUAGAAAAUGUUCGCAUUAAUCUGCUCGAAGAUCGGCCGCCUGUUAACAUUACCUCACCGGGACCAGUACCCAUUAAUUUAUGUAUAGGUCGCAUGCAUUUGAAGCGUGAUAAGAAUGGCGUCUUGAAUAUACAGCCUAUAGAUACAAAUCUAAGUGCGCUGCAACAUCAGGCCCUGGGUCAUGCUCUGUUUGGUCCAUCGUCUGCAACAGUUGCUCCACGUGAACGAGAUCGGGAACUGUUGUCGAUGCAAUUGGUCAUGCAGCAAAUGAAACUAGACAAUGAUCAAUUGCGUAAGCAACUCGUGGACUCCAAAGUGAAUACCGAUAACUAUAGGCAAAAAACGAAACAGGAAGCAGACAUUUUACGAUCAUACUUAAAGGCUGCCCAGGAUGAUAUAAGCAUAUUGCUGGAAGAGAAGAAAGCCUUGUUGGAUACCAUACGUUCCUUGCAGAUCCAGAUGACCUCAUCCAAUAUGAGUAGCCGCAAGAAUGAUGGAAAUAGGUAGCAUAACUGCAUGGACUGCAUACAAUGCUGUGGCGAAAAUAAUAAUGCCUAAUCACAGACACAUCGUAUGCCUAUAGUCAGUCCAAAAUUAUAUACCAACAAUAUUGAAGCAAGCGCCCAGGCAGUACCAGUAUCUAUUGGAUCUAUUAGACGUCCCUCAGAAGAAGAAAGAAAAAAAAUUUAUAAAAAAUAUAUAUAUGCCAUUUCAUGUUGAGUUUUAGCAGAAGACUGAGACAAUUUUCACGUUGCCGUUCGUCCUUACUUACAUUUUUACUAUAUAAACUUAAACAAAUUGUUUUUAAACUCGCUUUUGCUAUUUAUCCAAAGAGUGCGGUUCUUUUUUAUUAUUAUUAUUAUUUAAUUUUAAAGUUUUUAGUAUCUAGCAAAACACACAUUGUUAAACGAUAAUCAAAAUAUUUUAAACUAUGUACAGUCUUGUCAUUGAUAUUUUUUUUAAAUCUAUGCAAACUCAAGUGUAUAUUACUCCUUCAAUAACCAUAUAUAUAUAUAUAUAUAGAUAUUGGUUAACCAUGAAAUAUGAUGUUGUGAUUUUAUGAUCGAUCAUAUCAAAAACUAAACAAAAACUAAAAAUUCUAAUUAUUAUAUACAUAAAAAUGCAUAAAUUUUGUAAAACAGAAAUUGGCCAAACUUUACUAAUACUAAAAACCUAUAACCGAAAGUUAUUAAUGUUCAUUGCAUUCCAAUCAAAUCAAAUUUUAUUUGCUAUACAAAAUAUAUACACAUAUAGUAUAUCUAUUGUACGAUUCAUCUAUGUAUGUGUAUUUGCUAAACAAAAUAUUGUAAUUCUAACAUCCACCAACAAUGUUAUAGGUACAUAGUUACAUAAAUUAAUACGAAUAUAUACAUCCAUAUAUAUAUA